GCUCUAUUCGAAGUCACAUUAGCCUAGCUGUGGUUAUAGCAUACUGUGGGCAUCGCAUCGCACGACAUAUCCAUCAAGGACCCAGCUGCUAGAUCGCCUGGAAACAAACAAUCCGCGAUGAGCUUUCCGGGAAUGACACCGCCCAUCGGGGGCGCCCCAGGCGGAGGUGCUACUCAAGGAAUGACCGAACAGGAACAAGCAAUGGUCAAGGCGAUGCAAUCCGCAAUGGAAUCAUGUCCAGUGAAGACGAUCAUUUCAGGAGGAAUGGGAUUUGCGCUCGGUGGUGCUUUUGGCUUGUUCAUGGCUAGCAUGUCCUACGAUUCAUCCUUCACUCCCCAGGGCCGUGCAAUUGCCGACCUCCCUUGGCGCGAACAGGUGCGCCAGGGUUUCAAGGACAUGGGCAAGCGCUCAUGGUCCUCCGCGAAGAAUUUCGGUAUUGUUGGUGCUUUGUUCUCUGGUACCGAAUGCUGUAUUGAAGGACUACGUGCGAAGAACGAUCUCGCCAACGGUGUUGCUGCGGGAUGCAUCACUGGCGGUAUCCUUGGUGCGAAGGCGGGUCCCCAGGCCGCAGCGGCAGGAUGCGUCGGUUUUGCGGCCUUCAGUGCAGCGAUCGAUGCGUACAUGAGGAUGCCAUCUGACUAAAUUUGGACGAGACUAUUUUCGCAAAGACAAUCACGUUAAGGCUGUGACAUUGUGUGUUACGCCUCUAGAGGUCUUGAUGAGAUCGAU
Messenger RNA from Paecilomyces variotii, 729 nucleotides. RefSeq names its product putative mitochondrial import inner membrane translocase subunit. Gene Ontology annotation, cellular component: TIM22 mitochondrial import inner membrane insertion complex. Gene Ontology annotation, biological process: protein insertion into mitochondrial inner membrane. Gene Ontology annotation, molecular function: transmembrane protein transporter activity. Lineage: Eukaryota; Fungi; Ascomycota; Eurotiomycetes; Eurotiales; Thermoascaceae. The record is from RefSeq and is a predicted model, not a curated record. Bases 118 to 642 code for a protein of 174 amino acids. The transcript has 3 exons.